GGAAGGAAGGUACCAUCUCAUUUCAACACAUUUUCUCUUCUCCUUCCUGUGCAUGUGAAUGGGUCUUAUCCUCGCUCUGUUUCAAUUCUGGUUUUUCUUCCUUUAGAGAAAAACUUCAUUUAAUAAAAUCCUCUCUUCAUAUCAAUUUUUAGCUUUUUUAAUAUUUUAAGUUUGUGGGAUUUUUAUUGAAGUGUGUUUUAAGAACCCCUUUUUCUUCUAGCUCUGUUAGAGCAUCACAUCAUGGGCAAUUGUUUGGGUUCCUCUACAAGAAUUGAUGCCACUCACAGCCCAUCUGAAGCUUCAAAAUUUCCCAGUGGUUCAUUAGCUCCGUCCAGCAUAAGCGUUCCCUCUCACAGUAGCAAAAGCAGUGUUCACAGCCUCCCUACUCCAAGAUCUGAAGCUGAGAUUCUCUCAUCCCCCAAUGUUAAGCCCUUCUCAUUUAACGAGUUAAGGAAUGCAACCAGAAACUUUCGACCUGAUAGUCUUCUUGGGGAAGGAGGAUUUGGUUAUGUUUUCAAAGGAUGGAUUGAUGAGAACACUCUUGCUGCUGCAAGACCGGGAUCUGGACUGGUCAUUGCCGUGAAGAAGUUGAAGCCUGAGGGUUUCCAAGGCCACAAGGAGUGGUUGACAGAAGUCAAUUAUUUGGGGCAACUUCAUCAUAGUAACCUGGUAAAACUUAUUGGUUAUUGCUCUGAGGGGGACAACCGGCUUUUGGUUUAUGAGUUCAUGCCAAAGGGAAGCCUGGAGAAUCAUCUGUUCAGAAGUAUGUAUUGCCUUUCCUUUCUAUGAAAACCCUUUAAUGAUUUUCUCGAACACGCUUUAUCACUUAUUUGAUAAUCUCUAAUCAGCGACAUAAAACCUCAUCAAAUUUAUUUACUUCCAGUUAUCAGCUAAAUUACCGUACCCAUUUUUGCUGAGUUUGUAACUUAAUUCAUUCCUUUUUGUAAAAGCCUCAUGUACGCUGUUUAGUAAAGCACUAUUAAGAGGGUUUAUAAAUGCAGCAUUUGGAAAGCAAGCAUUUUGAUUAUAAUAUACAAAAAAAUUCAUUUGUUGAUAGAAAGACUGUGCUUCUUGCACAGACCCUUUUGCACAGGGCCUGUACAGGUG
Olea europaea var. sylvestris is the source of this 1107-nucleotide messenger RNA. Its product is annotated as probable serine/threonine-protein kinase PBL3. The record is from RefSeq and is a predicted model, not a curated record. Gene Ontology annotation, biological process: protein phosphorylation. The transcript is spliced from 3 exons. The coding region runs from base 241 to 789 and encodes 182 amino acids. Gene Ontology annotation, molecular function: protein kinase activity; ATP binding. NCBI's taxonomy places the organism in Eukaryota, Viridiplantae, Streptophyta, Magnoliopsida, Lamiales, Oleaceae.